AUGCUCCGAAAAUUGUGCUCAAAUACCUUACGACUCGGGAGGGCACAAACAAGGUUUUUGAGUAAUACUGGAGACGAUAAUGGGGAAAAUAAGAAGGGCUUGAAACCGAAAGAUGUACUUGACGAUGAUAUUCUUAAAGCGAUUGACGGUGUUGCCAACGAAAUUCAUCCAAAGAGCACUGUUGCAAAAAAAUCCCUUAAAAGUACAUUGAUUAACAAGUUAGUUUCCAAUGAAAAGGCGACGUUUGAUGCUGCAACUGCUUCAGCAAGUAGCGAGAUGCUCGAUGAUCAAACCCUCAUCGGGUUGUUGUCGGAUGUCGCAGCAGACGCGAAAACCGAAAGAAAAAUAGCUCCAAAAUUUGCGCAAUUGAGACAAGAACGUCGAGGAUUAGUGCUAUUGCGUAAAGAGGUCUUCUAUCAAGCAGUCCAGAGCGGCUUUUCAACGGAUGAAGCUCGCGUUAAAGCUGAAACGAUUGUUAACGAAGCUCAAGAAAAGCUGAAUGAGCGCAGAAAAGCGAUUGUCGCGGGGAUUCAGGAGAAGAGCGUCGAAGAGCAGGCCCAGGAGGUCCAGCGAUCGGAAAAAGAGCAGAAGCUCUUUGAUAUGGCUUUGAAUAUGCUUGAAAAAAUCUACAAGGACGAUUUGAUAAACGGUGAUGCGCGUAAGCCGAUCGCUGUCGACCAAAACGCUCCGAGCAUCUUCGGCCACCGAGCCCUAGGCAUCUGGAAGACGACAGAAGGCUUAGAGGAUGUAUCGCUCGGAUUCUGGACGGAAUGGGAUCGGCGCGCAGCGCUUCUCACGAAUCAAUCGUUCGGACCAACGAACUCAUUCGAGGAGCAAAUCGAAUGGACGGCGAAGGGAAAACAAUGGGAAUACCCGAUCGACAAUGAGUUUAAGCUUGGCGAUGAGGAGAAUGUCUCAUUUAUUGACCACGUGUUCUUGGAAAGACAUCUUCCCUCAUUAGGAAUACCGAAGAAGGGACCAAUCGCGCACUUUAUGCAUUUGGUUUGCGUUGGACUCUCGAAAAACCCGUAUAUGACGGCGGCGAAGAAGCGCGACCAUUUGCAAUGGUUCGCCGAUUACUUCAACGAGGAGAAGCAGAAGCUGGUGCAUAAGCUACACGAGCAGGAGCAGAUCGCUGCGCAAAACGCGCUUUAA
Messenger RNA from Caenorhabditis bovis, 1155 nucleotides. The record is from the annotation of a GenBank genome assembly. NCBI's taxonomy places the organism in Eukaryota, Metazoa, Nematoda, Chromadorea, Rhabditida, Rhabditidae.